Molecule: messenger RNA, 219 nt
Organism: Peniophora sp. CBMAI 1063
Lineage: Eukaryota; Fungi; Basidiomycota; Agaricomycetes; Russulales; Peniophoraceae
Source: the annotation of a GenBank genome assembly
AUGGACUCUAUCCUCAACAAAGGCGAGCAGGCGCUGAACUCGGGUUCCCAGAACCAGAGCACCGGCCAGGAGGACUACGGUGACAAGGGCCUCGACGCCAUCGAGAAGAAGGAGGGGAUCCCCGAGAACCGCAACAUCAACGAGAAGGUCACGGACACUGCUCGCAACACCUUUGAGAAGGACACUGGCGUCGAUGUCCCGGACAAGGUCUCGAACUGA